AUGUGGCUACUAGGUUCCUUUUGGUGGACCACUGUAUCCGUCGAAAAUUGUUUAUUGUUUAAUUUACAAAUUAACUCACACUGGGGCGAGCCUGUUAUUAGAACUCCACUAGGAAGCACGAAUAACUGCUCAUAUGCUAUAGGUAACUGCACAUUGGAAGAUAAAACGGUCCUUGAAUGGGUCCCAAAUAAAAAUCAAUUAUGUAGAUAUUUAAAGUUUGGGGAGUAUAAUGGGAAAAUUUUGGACAAUACUUGGCUUUCAGACGAUGCACAAUUAGCACUGCACUUUAGUAAACCUACUAAUAAAUUAACUGACUGUGGAAUAGAAUUAGAAGUCUCAGAACAAGGAUUUGCCACAACAAUAAAAUCGACAAGACCUAAAAGAAGCUUAAACACUGAAAAACUGGGUAUAGUAACUUCGCCUGAAAUGGCUGCUGAACUAACGUAUCUUGACACACAACUAGCCGAAACACUAACAUUUACUUUUACUCACUCACUUAAAGCACUUUGUGACCAUUUAGAAGAAGUAAAAAGAUGGGCACUAGCCUCGCUUAUUUCUAAUCCCACUGAUCUUGCAAGAAUAAUAUUUGGAAAUAAUUAUUUAAUUGCAAAACGUGAAGGCUCCUCUUUAUUAAGAAUUUGGCCAUGUAUUGCACUAAAAGAGGAAGAAUUUAAUUUUAUUCCAACUAAUUUAGAAGAAUGUUUUGAACUCAUUCCCAUUCAACUAACUACUGAAAAUCAAACACAUUUGGCGUUCUUAGACCCAACGACAAUGAUAGUUCAACCAACAUCAAAGAAAGCACCAUGUGCACAAUUUAAAAAUUUAAUUUUAGAACUGAACCAUAACACUUUAGAAAUUAAUCAACUAACUGGGGAAGUAAAAACGGUCCAUCCAAGAUUAAUUAAAAAGAAUGAAUUAAGGGCUUUUGACAUACCUGAAAUUAAGGCCCACUCAUUUCACCAACUAGUCUUAGUAAACCUAACAGACAUUAACACUCACACUUACAUGACUAACUUUGCCAAAUUAAGUGAACUGUCAUACCGAAUUGAAAGUAAAGACAUGAUUAUAACCAAAACACUUUCAGAACAGUGGAAGGAAGCAAGCAUGAAUUUAACAAAAGAAGUAUUAGGUGACUAUACUUGGGCUUGGAAAGUAAUAGCAACAAUUUUAAUCUCAAUCCUAACCUUAGACUUAAUUAUUCGUUGGGGUUUGAAAAUUUUAGAAGUCUAUUUAGGAGAUGGGCGUUUAGGCCGACUAUUAAUUGGGAAAAAUGUACUUAAUAAUACACAAAAAGCUUUGGAUGCUACGGCAUCUACUAAUCACUCUCAUGACAUAAAAGAAAAUGGCUUGAGACAAGAAAACAAACAAGAGGUUAAAUCAUGGAUCCCCAAGGUAUCUAAGUAUCCUAGUCCAGACAUAACACCGGAUCAAGUAGUCAACACACUUACAAUAGGACAUCAAAUAAAUUCAGUCUAUCCGAGUACCGCAGUCACAAGAAUUUUAAUUAAUAAUAAACCGCUUAACUGCUUAAUUGAUACUGGUGCAAGCAUUUCAAUUGCUCCUCUAUCCUUAGCUAAAUUUUUAGAAGCAAGUAUAGAACCCACAAAAAUAGGUAUAACCUCCGCCUCAGGGCAUGAAAUCUCAGCUAAUGCAUCAAUGCACGUUCUUAUGGAUAUAAGUGGUCAUAAACAAAUUGCUAAAAUUAAUCUCGUAGAGGACAAUCAAUUAAUUGAGAGGCGAAAUUACCAAUUAAUAAUAGGAUGCGACGUACUAAAAACAUUGCCGACGGUAACUUUUGACUUUCCAAAAGGUAAAAUUUGGAUUGGAAAUAAAUCACUAAACUUGGGCACAGGUAACCUACCUUUAUUAACAAAUGUUAGGAUUGCAACUCUUGAAUCUAUAACAAUUCCUCCAGGGACAAAUAAAAUAGUCAAUGCGAAACUCGAAACAACUUGCGACUUUGAACAUGCAAUUUCACAUUCAUUAGAUGAACGCUUAAGUUCUGAAAAUCUCGGUCUAAUUAGUACUGUAUUUAAAGCUUCCGACAAAAUUGCUAGUUUAUUAAUAACAAAUCCAACUAACGCCCCUAAACAUAUUUGUAAGGGCAUGCACAUAGCCUAUGCUAAUGAACUAAAGGAAAGUGAUGAAGGGCCGUGGUUAACAGAAAAUACUAAAAAUAAUUUUAGUGAAUUAAAUAAAUUUCGUGUACUUGAAAAUAUGGUUAAUGCUUUAGACGAAGACCCUGCUUUUAAAAUAGAUUUUUCAAAAAGUUCCGUUACGGGAAAUGACUUACAAAAAUUAAAGGACCUAUGCGAGGAAUUCUCUGACAUAUUUAGUAAAAGUCAAUAUGAUCUUGGGUCAUGCUUAGUAGGGGAGCAUGACAUAAUUACAACCACUGAUGAACCAAUUUCUACUAGACCUCACAGAGUUCCAUUUAAGUAUCAAGAAGAAUUCCACGAACAUAUUGACAAAUUACUUAAAUCAGGGGUUUUAAUUAAGUCUGAUACACCAUGGGUUUCAAACAUUGUUCUUGUCCAGAAAAAGGACGGAGGACUCAGACCAUGCAUAGACUUUAGGAAACUCAACGAAAUAACUGUUCCGGACCACUUUCCACUUCCUAGAUUUGAAACAAUUAUGGAAAAAGUAGGAAGUUGUAGCUUUUAUUCACUGCUAGAUUUGUCCAGUGGCUAUUUACAAAUUAGGCUCACUGAGCGAGCGUCACGCAAAUGUGGACUCAUAACUGAAAAUGAAAUUUAUCAAAUGACUCACAUGCCUUUCGGACUUAAAAAUGCGACAAGCGCGUUUGCACGUGUAAUGGCACAUGUAAUUAGUGGACUUGAAGAUAGUGUCAUAGCUUAUGUAGACGACUUUUUAAUUUUUACCAAAGCUCCUGAAUUUGAAAAGCAUCUCGAUGCCCUUAGGCAAGUAUUUGACAGAUUAAGGAAAUAUUAUCUGAAAGACACACAAUUAAUUCCUCAGGCUAUUCCCCAAGUCUAAGCAAAGUAGAAACAAUAACAAACCUUCCAGUACCUAAAACCCUCAAGGAAGUAAGACAUUGUGUUGGGAUGGCUUCCUUUUUCAGAAAACACAUACCAAACUUUUCAAUGAUUGUUGAGCCACUCACUAGACUCACACGAAAGGAAAUCACAUUUAAAUGGGAAGAAGAACAGCAAAAAGCUUUUGAAGAAAUUAAAAAGAUUUUAAGCAGCGAACCAGUUCUUGUAUUUCCCAACUACAAUGAACCAUUUCAUGUUUUCACG
Molecule: messenger RNA, 3260 nt
Organism: Meloidogyne enterolobii
Lineage: Eukaryota; Metazoa; Nematoda; Chromadorea; Rhabditida; Meloidogynidae
Source: the annotation of a GenBank genome assembly